UACUCUUUAGAGGGCAUAUUUUAAAGCUCCCGCAGAACUCUGCUUUCUUUUCUUUUUUGGUUUAUUUAAAGAUUCUGCUUAUUGUUCUACCUAUAUAGAUAAAGAGAGAGGCCUUUUGUUUUGGCAGUGGCUGUAGUGAACGGAGGCGUUGAUAUGGGGAGUGUUUCACAAGCUUAUUUGGAAAGCGAACCAGUGAAGGAGGCGAGAUCUUUGAUAUCUGAGCUUUGUCGCCAGUUCUAUAGCCUUGGAUGGGUCUCAGGAACAGGUGGCAGCAUCACCAUGAAGGUCCAUGAUAGCUCUAUCCCCAAGCCUCAACAACUUAUCCUCAUGUCCCCUUCUGGUGUCCAAAAGGAGAGAAUGGAACCAGAGGACAUGUAUGUAUUAUCAGGAGAUGGGGCUAUCAUAUCUUCACCUUCUCCAAAGCCAUACCCUCAUAAGCCUCCUAAAUGCUCUGAUUGUGCUCCGCUUUUCAUGAAGGCAUAUCAUAUGCGUAAUGCUGGGGCUGUUAUCCACAGUCAUGGAAUGGAAUCCUGUCUUGCAACAAUGAUCAAUCCACAUUUGAAAGAGUUUCGUAUCACUCAUAUGGAAAUGAUAAAAGGAAUCCAAGGACAUGGUUACUAUGAUGAACUUGUGAUCCCAAUUAUCGAGAACACGGCUUAUGAAAACGAGCUCACUGAUUCUCUUGCUAAAGCUAUUGAAGCCUAUCCUAAAACAACUGCUGUGCUUGUUCGCAAUCAUGGCAUAUAUGUAUGGGGAGACUCAUGGAUUAGUGCUAAAACUCAGAGUGAAUGUUACCAUUACCUCUUUGAUGCUGCUAUUAAACUUCACCAACUCGGCUUAGACUGGUCUACCCCAGAUCAUGGCCCCAUUCAGGUUGUUAAAGGAGUCCCAAGUGUCGACUGCAGGAUGAACGUGUCGAAAAAGGCCAGAUUAGCAGAUUCAAAUUGUAAUGGGAAGCCAUUUACACGUUGCAUUGUCCUUGACAUUGAAGGAACUACCACUCCUAUUUCAUAUGUAACUGAUAUUCUCUUUCCUUAUGCCCAAAACAACGUCGGGAGGCAUUUAUCUGCAACAUAUGCUAGUGCUGAAACCCAAGAUGAUAUUAAGCUGUUACGUUCUCAAGUUGAAGAUGACUUGAAGCAAGGUGUUAUUGGCGCUGUACCUAUCCCCUCAGAGGAUGCGGAAAAAGAGGAGGUAAUUGCAGCUUUAGUUGCUAAUGUGGAAGCAAUGAUAAAAGCUGAUCGAAAAAUCACAGCCUUGAAGCAAUUGCAAGGUCAUAUCUGGCGAACUGGAUUCGAGACCAAUGAGCUCAAAGGAAUAGUUUUCGAUGAUGUACCAGAAGCCCUUGAAAAGUGGCAUGCUUUGGGUGUGAAGGUAUACAUAUAUUCUAGUGGUAGCAGAUUGGCUCAGAGGCUUCUCUUUGGAAAUACAAAAUUUGGUGAUUUGAGAAAGUAUUUAUCUGGAUAUUUCGACACUGCAGUGGGAAACAAAAGAGAAAAACGCAGUUAUGUUGAAAUAACCGAUACUUUGGGUGUUGAUAAGCCAUCUGAGAUACUAUUUCUAACUGAUAUCUAUCAAGAAGCCAUUGCUGCAAAAGCUGCGGGUAUGGAGGCUAUAAUCUCUGUCCGUCCCGGGAACAGUCCACUUCCAGAUAACCAUGGGUUCAAGACCAUCAACUCUUUCUUGGAGGUCUAAUAUAAAUUUUGUACUCCUGUAAUAAUAUCAACUGUAACAGUUCAUAUGCAUAAUAAAUCACUUUUUAACUGCAAUAAAUCUUGGGUUCCUUACAACCCUUUUAUCAAAA
Molecule: messenger RNA, 1804 nt
Organism: Gossypium raimondii (Peruvian cotton)
Lineage: Eukaryota; Viridiplantae; Streptophyta; Magnoliopsida; Malvales; Malvaceae
Product: probable bifunctional methylthioribulose-1-phosphate dehydratase/enolase-phosphatase E1
Exons: 12
Coding region: 154-1695 (513 amino acids)
Cellular component (GO): cytoplasm
Molecular function (GO): magnesium ion binding; acireductone synthase activity
Source: RefSeq, a predicted model, not a curated record